ACCGGUCCAACUUCGAUGAAAUGUAGAAAAAAAAAAAUUUAGGUUCUCUUGUCGGAACUAGUGCGUUCUGCUUUCUUCUUCGCCGUUGUGGACGGCGGCUCCUGCCAUCACCCCCUUCAGACAACGGAAGCCCGCGGCCAUCGGCUCCGUACCUAUUCUUCCAGCUUUUCUUGGUGAGAUCUUCUAUUCCUUCUAGCAUCCCUCAGUCUUAUUCUCAGUGUUUUCCGAGCUAUUUGCGGCGGAUUGCCUUGUAAAUCGACUGCUCGACCCUCUGCCAUCUCCGGCUCUCUGCUUGAUUUUUCGCUCUUGACACUCGAAUUAGAGGAGACGACUGGAGAGGAGUUCGUUUUUCAUCAUUCUAAGGUGCUCUGGAAUCUCUGCAAGUGAAUUUGGAGAAUGGGCUCAUUGAGAGGGAGAUUUUUCAAUUGUUUAAGGAGCUCUUUAAUGCAGCACAGGUCUCCAAUUGACCUUCAAGCCGGGUCUAGAGUGUGCCUUUCCACGACAACAUUUGAUGCGUUUGCGAAGAAUGAAAUAGAGGAUGAUGAUUUUUUAUAUGACCAGAAGGAGAUAGAACCCCAAGGUGUCGACCCCAGAAAAGGCUGGGGUUUUCGAGGCGUUCAUAAGGCUAUUAUUUGUGGCAAAAUUGGGCAGGCUCCUGUACAAAAAAUAUUGAGGAAUGGGAAAACUAUUACCAUAUUCACUGUAGGGACGGGGGGUAUGUUUGACCAAAGGAUUGUUGGAAAUGAAAAUUUACCAAGACCAGCUCAAUGGCAUCGAAUCACUGUACACAAUGAAACCCUGGGGGCAUAUUCUGUUCAACAGCUAGCAAAGAACUCUGCUGUUUUUGUUGAGGGUGACAUUGAAACUAGGGUUUAUAAUGACAGCAUUACAGGUCAAGUUAAAAAUGUGCCGGAAAUUUGUGUUCGCCGUGAUGGCAAGGUUCGUCUCAUCAAAUCUGGAGAUAGUGCUUCUGAAAUCAACUUGAACGACUUGAGAAAUGGAAUAUUUUGAUUGCUGCGCAAGAUGUUACAUGCAAUGAUUAGUUUAGGCUUAUUGUUAAUCACCCUAUUAUCCUUUUUUUUCUAGCCAUCUUUAAAGUUAACCGAACUAUACUGAAGAUGGAUUUUGAGAAAGCUUUCAUGUAUUUAAAUGAAUUAUCAUUUGAAUAAUCACUUUUUAUCAAGGAUAAAAAAAUCUUUUAUGCAUAAUAGUACAUAGAAAGAACUUGCAGCCA
Molecule: messenger RNA, 1234 nt
Organism: Dendrobium catenatum
Lineage: Eukaryota; Viridiplantae; Streptophyta; Magnoliopsida; Asparagales; Orchidaceae
Product: single-stranded DNA-binding protein, mitochondrial
Exons: 7
Coding region: 397-1011 (204 amino acids)
Biological process (GO): positive regulation of helicase activity; mitochondrial DNA replication
Cellular component (GO): mitochondrial nucleoid
Molecular function (GO): single-stranded DNA binding
Source: RefSeq, a predicted model, not a curated record